Fusarium keratoplasticum is the source of this 5448-nucleotide messenger RNA. Its product is annotated as Protein kinase domain-containing protein. The coding region runs from base 1 to 5448 and encodes 1815 amino acids. NCBI's taxonomy places the organism in Eukaryota, Fungi, Ascomycota, Sordariomycetes, Hypocreales, Nectriaceae. Gene Ontology annotation, molecular function: ATP binding; protein kinase activity. Gene Ontology annotation, biological process: protein phosphorylation. The record is from RefSeq and is a predicted model, not a curated record. The transcript has 3 exons.
AUGAAUAGCGAUAGCUUGCGACGGGUUUCCCGUCCCGCUGCCAAUUUCGACCUGCCACCGGCUCCGGGUCAGGCUCAGGCACAGGCACAGGCACAGGCCCUUCAUCCUCAACCUCCAGCGACGACGACGACGACAGCGACGACACCAGCGGCUACAGUAGCAGCGUCUCACCAGGCUCUGGCAAAGGCCAGACUCCAGUCCUUCUCGCGGCCCAGCCUUCAGGACCUCGCCCUCGUCGACGGCUCCUCCACCGACCACACUCCCGCCUAUGCCCUCUCGUCGACGGCUCCGUCCUCCUUCUCGUACCCUCCCGCUGUCGCCCCGGCCGUGAGCUCGCCCCCCCGGCCGCUGGGCUCAUCCUCCUCCGACCUGCCGACGACCUCCGCACCCGCCCACUUCCUCCACCCCGUCUCAUCUGCCUCGAGCUUACGUCCCCGAGCGUCGACCGCCAGCGCUUCCUCCUCUUUGCAUACGCCUCCGUCUCUGCCACGAAUUCUCACGUCGCCGUCCCUCUUUGAUCCUCAGAUCUCUGCCCAUUUUGUUCCUCGAGGCGGGCUGCCCCCCGCGCCGCCCAACAUGUAUCCGGCUGGCCAGAGACAUGUCUCGGGCGCCGAUCCCACGAGGCCAUUCCAGGUCCCUCCGCCGCCGCCGCCCAUGGGAGGUCCGAAUGCCGGCCAGAUGGGAACCAUGAUGAACCUGCCGCCUCCGCCGCCUCGAUAUCCCGCCGCGCCAGGCGCAUCCGGCGUAAUGAUCCCCCCACCUCCCGGUCCGCCUCCGGCGAGUGCCCUCGGCCAGCAGCCCCCGUGGCACGGCGCAUUUGGGCGCAUGUACGACGGGCGGCCUGGCUUCAACAUCCCGCCGCCGCCGCCCGGCCAGCACCAGCCGUACAACCCCAAGUUGCACGCCCAGAUCGCCGCUGGGCAGACGGUUUCUAUCCCUCCUCCGCCCCCGCCGACUGAGGCCAUGAGUGCGACCUACAUACCGCAAGGCGACACGUACGGAGAGGGCGUUGGUAUCCCCGCCUUUGGUCUGGAAGACGGAACCCUGACUGCCAACUCGCAGACAUCAUGGCCAGUCACGACGCCUCAAAGCGGAACUGACACAAAUGCCACUACCCCCAUGGAUGGCCUGCACUCGGCCACCAACUCGCAGCCGCGUGGUGCUUCCAACUCGUCCAACGCGACUGCCAUCCCACCGGAGGUUGCUUCCCAGUGGCCCCUCGAUACUGUCUUGAUCUGGCUGGCCAAGAACCAGUUCUCCAAGGACUGGCAGGAGACCUUCAAGGCCCUCAACUUGCAGGGGACACAAUUCCUCGAGCUCGGCAGCGGCCACGGCGGCCGCGGCAACUUUGGCAUGAUGCAUCAGCAAGUAUAUCCUAGACUCGCCCAGGAGUGCACCAACAGCGGCACCGGCUGGGAUCAGCCCCGUGAGCGCGAGGAGGGCAAGAGAAUGCGACGGCUCAUUAGGAGCAUUGUGACGGGCCGGCCAGCUGAUACGUCAAAGAUUUCGAGCUCCCACGGCCACAAAGAGUCCCUCAAUGGCGGACAUGGGAACAACUUACCAAGUGCUGGAACCGACCCCAUGGAUUCGCCCAACACGCCUCUUACGGCACCUGGCCCUGGCUUUAGCACUCGGCGCUUCUCGCAGACGAGGGCGACGACAAUGCCUAACAGCAUUAGCAGCACCAAUAUCGCCGCAGAUUCAAAUCAUCGAAAUAUUCUAAAGCAUGUCGAUACAGACGGUGCUCGUCGCCACAGCCCCAACGUCAGCGAGUCGGGCGAGGGAGCAACAUUCCGUGGAGCUGCCGCACGAUCAGCGAGCCCCAAUGGCAGUCCUGGCAUUCCGCCAGCGCUAUUCACAUCCUCAACUACACCUGUACUCUCACAGUCUCCGAACACAAUCAAAGCUGGACAUCGAUCGCGGAGCAGUCUGGAUUCUGUUUCGUCAAGUGUCGCCAUCUAUGGAUCUGGAGUCCCCCCCGAUGCUGCGACCAUGCUUAGCCGAGGCAUGAAUUUGGGAGAUAUGGUUCAUGGUGGUCGAAGUCACGACAUUCGGUCUCGUCAGUCUCCUCUGGAAGCAGGAGAGAGGUCAGCAGGUGGUGAGACACCAGCUUCAGCCAAAGACUCCAAGAGCUUCCUCAGUUUCCUGUCAAGAAAGAAGAGGCAAAAUCCCGAAGAGAUGGACUCUCCAACUUCGCCUCAAGGUACCAUGAAGCCUAUGGGGCUAGGGGUCCGAGGAAUGAACGGCAGCGACACCAACCUAGAUCAUCCAGGAACGGGCUUUGGGCCUGAUGAUAGAAACGGCCACAUGGUACAUCAACGACCAAGACGAAUUAACCCCGUCAGAACUUAUGUUCUGGCUACUAUGGACUAUUGGAACUUCAGAAUGUGCGACAUUACUGAGGCGGAGUCGGCUGCAGAGGUCCGACAAGUCAUCUGCAUGCAUCUUGGUCUGGGCGACUUUGAGAACUCUUAUAUCUACCUCACUGAAGUUGGAAAGUUUGACCACGUGGAUCCUCUGGACGAUCAGAGUCUUCUGACGGUGAAGAGAGUCAAGGGCGAUCCUCUUGGAACACUAAAGUUUUUCGUUACUCCGCCUGGAGUACCCCCUGCUAACAGCCUGAAUGUGGCCGCAGAUGUUCCAGCCUCGCUGGCCCCUGGCUACCUUGCCCCAGGAACAUCACCCGAUGACACGCAACGAAAUAGCAGGCAGCGAUCUAGCUCAUCACCGCCGACGUCUCGGUCCAACACGCUGACAGAUGACAAGAUCGACGAGAAGACCGAGAAGACUCUUGCGCAGGAGGCAAGCACUUACAGGGCUGAGAUGGAGAGGAAGCAGCGCGAAUAUCUUGCCAGGAGGAAGCUGGCUGCAAAGGGCAGCCCAUCUGAGUCGAUUGGUCCUGGUAUUGUCGGCAGAAAUGUCGACUUUGACCAACCUCGAGAAUCGCCGUACGAAGACAAGCGCCCUGAUCAACUAUUCCCUCAAAGAAGACCCCCGGCACCGCCCAGCGACCCAUCUGCCACACUGAUCAAGGCCAAUUCCUUGAGUAAGAAGACAGGCCAGGGCCUACGAUCAUCCAGCAGCAGCCUCGAGGGCUAUCCUACGCCUAGACAUCCACCGAUGGUCACUGGAGAGAGCGAGAUGACGGAGAAGGGCAAGAAGGCCAAGCUUGUGCCCCAGGCAAACGCUGGCAUUGGUAUUGGAGCAGCGCUCGCAGGCAUGGGAAGGAACCUGAGCGCGAUUGGACAAUCCAAUGUCAAGAAUAAUCGUGGCGUAUCUCCCAACCGGAUGUCGACACAACCAAUCCCCGGAGGUAAGGAUAACAACUCUAGCGUUGAUUUCUUUCAGCACAACAUGGGUCGAAGCAGUCGUGGUUCGGUAGCGACGCCAGGUUCUGUAACCUGGAGCAAGGGGAACAUGCCUUUUGUCGUACCAGACUACUCACCCAGCGAGACGCCCCCGCCCGGCGAUAAGCCAGCAGGUGUAUCAGAAGCUAAGUUAUAUGAAACAGUGCCAAGGGCAUCAUCCCCGGCGGAGAUGAGCCCCAGCUCGAUGCGGACGAGGACGACAUUCCCCCAGAGGUCACCGCCGCAGCCGCAGCAGCCACAGCGGCGCCCGUCGCAUGGGCCUGACACAGAGUUUGAGGACUCCGAUGUUCAAUUCUCCAAGCCUACAGCACCGCCACCACCGGCUGAUGACGACAGCGGAGAUGACUCUGAUGAUGGUCUCUUUGCGAUCCCUCUGGCCAGCAGAAAUAAGGGCAAGCCUGCUGGUAAUAGCGCUGUAAACGGCCAUAGUCAGAAGCCCAGUCUAACCGUGGAAACAUCGCGCGCAAAGAAGCAUCGGUCUGUGACCAUUUUGUCCCCCACAGUCUCUUACGGCCCGACAUCAGAGGGCAACGAAGACCGUGGUCGCAAGCCCACAACCCCUCGAUCUGAGGGCUGGGAAUCUGAGGAGAAGGAAAGCAAACUUGGUCGGCGGAAGUCAUUCAUUGAGAAGGACGUCUGGGCUAACCGCCCUCCGACGGAUGCCCUUAUCAACAAUCUCGACGACUUCUUCCCCAACCUUGAUCUGGAUCAACCCGUAUUGGAGGAUGGCGCCGAGGGGGGGAUGCCUCCGUCGCCUAUCGCUGAGGGAACUGAGAGUAGUGACCCAGGGACAGCUCAAGCUCCGUUGCCAGGAGCACCAGAACCCCCAACACAACCACCGCCUGCCAUACCCCCGGCCCGACAGCCAUCCCUAUACAACGAGAACGACACGUUGGGCUCUGACGAAUCAACCCUCAAGGCCUUGGAUCAGCAGCGACCGACAUCGGUGGCACAGAGGAGUCUUCGACGGUCUGGUGGCCUCGGCCGCAUGAAGUCUAUCCGAGAAGUAGCUCGUGGAGCUCACGAAGCUAACAAGAGGUCUAACUCGACAAACCUGGGACAGGCGUCAGGCAACAUUAUGCGCCGGAAGAGUACAAAGAUGUUCAACGCCAACAUUGUGCAAAUUCGACCAGACAGGCGUGGCAGCGUAAUCAUGCCACAGAUCCCCCAGGAGACGGCACCAAAGCGACAAACGACGUUUAGGUGGUUCAAGGGUCAGCUUAUUGGAAAGGGUACCUAUGGUCGUGUGUACCUCGGUAUGAAUGCCACCACUGGAGAGUUCUUGGCUGUCAAGGAAGUUGAGGUGAAUCCCAAGGCCGCUGCGGGAGACAAGAACAGGAUGAAGGAGCUUGUCGCAGCUCUGGACCAGGAAAUCGACACCAUGCAACAUCUGGAUCACGUCAACAUUGUGCAGUAUCUUGGUUGCGAGCGCAAGGAGACAAGCAUCAGCAUCUUCCUUGAGUAUAUUUCUGGUGGCAGCAUUGGAUCGUGUCUUCGCAAGCACGGCAAGUUUGAGGAGUCUGUUGUGUCUUCACUGACGCGGCAGACACUGUCUGGCCUGGCAUAUCUGCAUCGCGAAGGUAUUUUGCAUCGCGAUUUGAAGGCUGACAACAUCUUGCUGGACCUGGACGGAACCUGCAAGAUCAGUGACUUUGGUAUCUCCAAGAAGACGGACAACAUCUACGGCAACGACAAGACAAACUCGAUGCAGGGCUCAGUCUUUUGGAUGGCGCCCGAGGUGAUCCAGUCUCAAGGCGAGGGCUACAGCGCCAAGGUUGACAUUUGGAGUCUGGGCUGUGUGGUGCUGGAGAUGUUUGCGGGCAAGCGGCCAUGGGCCAAAGAAGAGGCGGUUGGUGCCAUUUACAAGCUUGCCAAUGGCGAGAGGCCACCAAUUCCCGAGGACAUUCAGGAUACUCUUGGCCCAUUGGCCGUGGCAUUCAUGAUGGAUUGUUUCCAAGUAAAUCCUUUUGAUCGUCCUACAGCGGAUGUGCUCCUAUCUCAACAUCCCUUCUGCGAACUGGACCCCAACUACAAUUUCUACGACACGGUGUUGUAUGCCAAGAUCAAGUCAUUCAAGUGA